This is a messenger RNA of Geodia barretti, 3189 nucleotides long. The record is from the annotation of a GenBank genome assembly. Lineage: Eukaryota; Metazoa; Porifera; Demospongiae; Tetractinellida; Geodiidae.
ACAUACACUGUUUAGCCUAGGGCGGGCAGGCUGUCGAUUCUGUAGCUGUGUUGUGUUCCUGUUCCCGGCUAGCUGUUACUACUACUCCCUGGAAACCAUGUCUGAUCAGUUGACUAUCGAUGAUUUUGCCCGAGUCCUAGAGGCUUUGUGGGCGGCAAGAUCAAAAUGGAAAAACAUUGGGGUUCGCCUGAAGCUGGCAGUUUCUGAUCUCGAUUGUAUUAAUGCUGAGCCAGGGAUCAGUCUUGAUGAAAAAUUUGAUCGUAUGUUAUCAGCGAGAUUAAAGAUGAUAGAGCCAUGCACCUGGAGAGAUCUCUAUGAUGCAUUAAAUCAUCCUACUGUUGCCAUGUCUGAUGUGGCAAGUAAACUUGUACCAUACCUACCACCUGUUGCAGCUCCAACUGAAACUGGAGAUACUGAUGGUGUAGCACCAGCUGCGUCAGUUACCACAUCUCCUAUUGUAACUGGCCCCCAAAUUGACAGCAAAGAAUUUGAAAAGACAAGUGAAAAGAUAGAUCAGUUGCAGAAAGAGUAUAUUGACAUUUCAUUUUGUGCUGCUGAGGAAUUGAGUGCCAAUGUUGCAGUUAAAAAGUUGCGUUUAUUCCCUCCUCUCUCUUCCACCAAAUCUUAAGAAAUUGCACAAAAAAUUCCUUGGGGAAGCAAAAGCUGAAAUCAAAGAAGCUGAAUCAACCGAUGAAGUAAUGUAUAUUAUUGGGGAGCACCAUCACUACCUCCACUAUUCCCUGUUGAAGUAUGUCAUAGAUCUCUAUGGAAGUGCUAUCUGAAAGAAAAAAUAGCAGAUUAUGCAAAGCAGAUAGGAAAUUUUAGAAAAGAAACAAGGCUCGAAGUGUUUUCACAAGUUUGUGAUGAUGAGCCAGAAGUAAUCAACAGUAAGUUUCACCACGAUGGUUAGUAAGCACCAAAUGGACUGGAGAACCGCUACACUGGAAGAUGUUGAGAAGUUUCGCAUUCAAGUCUGCCGGGAGCUGUCCUUGUAUGAGUUCUCCCUCAACCUCGUGAAAGUGGCUAAAGGGUGUGUGGAGGUGACAUGGCGGGUUCCUCGUUCUCUGGUGACCUACAUCCAGAACUCUGUCAAGCCCAGCAGUCAGAGCAUGAUGGAGCAUCACGUCGCCACUCUCACCAUUGACGGAUUCAUCGUCUACGACUCCUCUUUUGAUGAAGUUGUGCCAUACCUGCUGCAUCGAAGGCUACUCACUCAAAUACAGGCAGCAGAAGUUCGGGAGGAGACCAGUCCAGUAGAGAAAGGGCGGUUUAUAGUUCAAGCAAUUAUGGAUUAUGACCGUAAUUUGGCUGGAAGACUCCCUACUUUGUGUGAAGCCUUGAACUGUGCUGGGCAGCGGCAUAUUGCAGGAAAACUUCUUAACAAGUUCCAGAGUCUCCUGAAGGGUGAGGCAGUCUCCCACCAACAAGAGGAAGAUGAAGUCAUGAUCUCUGGAGAUUCGAGUACCCAGCCCUCUCCUCCUCCAGAUAGCCACCUCGUCACUGCUCAAUUGGAGGGUUCCCUCACAAGAGCACAGUACAACACCAUACACAGCCUCACCAGCUCCCUACUCCAACGAUUUCUUUUUAUUGCUGAAAUGGCCCAGGGAGGAAUUGACAAAAAUCCACGUGGAAGAGAUGGAGAGAAUAUUCCUCAAUUAAAUGAAAUUUCUCUUUUCCAUGCUGCUUGGGAUGGAGACCUUGAGAGGCUAAAUGGUGCUCUGCAAAAAGGGAUUCCAGUAGACUUUGUGUCACCUGAUGGAGGGAGUUCACUGGUGUAUGCAUCUAAGAAUGGACAUGUUGAGGUGGUGGACAAGUUAUUACAACAUGGAGCCACAGUAGACAUGCAUGAUGAGGGUGGGUGGAGUUCACUGGUGGCUGCAUCUCUGGGGGGACAUGUGGAGGUGGUGGACAAGUUGUUAGAACAUGGAGCCACAGUAGACCUUCAGAGUAAAGAUGGAGCGAGUUCACUGAUGGUUGCAUCUCUGAAUGGACAUGUGGAGGCGGUGGACAAGUUAUUACAACAUGGAGCCACAGUAGACCUUCAGAGUAAGGAUGGAGUGAGUUCACUGAUGGCUGCAUCUCUACAGGGACAUGUGGAGGUGGUGGACAAGUUAUUACAACAUGGAGCCACAAUUGACCUGCAUGAUGAGGAUGGAGCGAGUUCACUGAUGAUUGCAUCUCUGAAUGGACAUGUGGAGGCGGUGGACAAGUUAUUACAACAUGGAGCCACAGUAGACCUUCAGAGUAAGGAUGGAGUGAGUUCACUGAUGGCUGCAUCUCUGCAGGGACAUGUGGAGGUGGUGGACAAGUUAUUACAACAUGGAGCCACAGUAGACCUGCAGGAUAAGGAUGAUGAUACAGCAUUGACAUUUGCCUGUGGAGGAAAUGAUUUUUCUGCCGUUUCUAUCCUUCUGAAAGCUGGUGCCCAUCCAAAUGUCUGCAAUAAGGCUGGUCAGACCCCACUAUUGCUGGCAGUAUGGAAGAACAAUAUGGCAAUUGUCAGGGAGUUAGUGAAUGCAAGAGUGGACGUAGACCACAUGUACCAGAAUGGACUUUCUUCUCUGAUGCUGUGUUGUGAAAAUGGGAACUCUGAGAUGGCAAACCUACUACUUGAAGCUCAAGCUGAUGCUGACCUUCAGCAAUCAGGUACUGGAUACAUAGCUCUGAUGUUUGCCUGCAAGGGAGGUCAUCUGGAUACAGUUAUAGGUCUCAUGGAACACGGAGCAAAUUCAGCGAUUAAAAAUCAAGAAGGUAUGACAGCAUUGGAUGUGGCAUCAGUGAAUGGUUUUCAACAUCUCUGUGCUGUUAUUAAUCUAAUGGGACCACCACCUACUGUCAUGCAGGAUGAGAUCAUUGAGCAUCCUGACACUCCUCUGAUGAAAGAAGCAGUUGAUGAGGUUAUCAAAAGAUUUCAUGCUCAGAUGGAUCAUGUUCCACUAAUAUCACUCUACGAUAACGACAAACAAGUGGAACUCAGAGUUCCAAAACAACAUAUCAAACGUCAUAUUAAACUUUUCAACCUAAACUAGUAGUGAAUUAUCUGUUAUUUUGAAGUAUCACUAUUUUGUGUUUACUUACUGUUAUUAUGUAAUAAUUGGUGUGAGCUAUAUCAGAGCAUCGGUAUAAUGCCUAAGGAUGGCACGGGUCUAAUUAAUAAUUAUGCUCAUGCAUGGCUCUGUGCAAAGUUUU